This is a messenger RNA of Thermothelomyces thermophilus ATCC 42464, 2399 nucleotides long. RefSeq lists its product as uncharacterized. NCBI's taxonomy places the organism in Eukaryota, Fungi, Ascomycota, Sordariomycetes, Sordariales, Chaetomiaceae. The transcript is spliced from 2 exons. Gene Ontology annotation, biological process: ribosomal large subunit biogenesis; protein import into nucleus. Bases 110 to 2203 code for a protein of 697 amino acids. The record is from RefSeq and is a predicted model, not a curated record.
ACCGGUUGUACAGGACGUGGUUGAACCGGAAGGCGUCAGAAUCAUACAAGGACACAACGACUUGAGAAGAAAUCGUCUCGUCAUUGUGAAGCUAAUUGUUGUGGCAAGUAUGGGCAAGUCUCGCCGAAAUAGAGCGCGGGGAAACCGCAGCGAUCCCAUUGCAAAGCCGGUGAAGCCGCCGACGGACCCCGAGCUCGCCAAGCUCCGUGAGAGCAAAAUCCUGCCGGUGCUCAAGGACCUGAAAAGUCCAGACAUCAAGUCCAGGACGGCAGCCGCCGGCGCAAUUGCCAACAUCGUGCAGGAUGCCAAGUGCAGAAAACUGCUCCUACGCGAACAGGUCGUCCACGUCGUCCUCACCGAGACCCUCACCGACAACAGCAUUGAUAGCAGGGCAGCAGGUUGGGAGAUUCUCAAGGUUCUGGCCGAAGAGGAAGAGGCGGAUUUCUGCGUACACCUGUACAGAAUCGAUGUUUUGACUGCGAUCGAGCAUGCUGCUAAGGCGAUUAUCGAGACUCUUACAGCAACCGACCCCGCUUUCUCCAAGCUGCUGAAAGCCCAACAACGGCUCGUAUGGAGCAUCACCAGCUCUCUGCUCACGCUCCUGAACCUUCUUGCGUUGGCCCGUGAGGAAAUCCAUGACGCUAUUGUUCAGAACCAAACGAUCCUGCGUCUCCUCUUCCGCCUGGCCGCCACCGACGUCGCCCCCCAGGACAUCUUCGAGGAGGCCCUCUCGUGUCUCGCUACGGUAUCAGAAGACAGUCUCCAGCUGGGACAAGCCAUGACCAACGACCAGGAGACGCAAUGCUAUGACGUCCUCCUGAAGCUUGCCACCGGAACCGGUCCGAGAGCGGUGCUCGCCUGCGGUGUCCUGCACAAUGUCUUCUCGUCGUUGCAAUGGUUGGAUCACAGCCCUGGAAAGGACGGCGCAUGCGACGCAGUUCUAGUCCCGAGCCUGGCCCGGGCUCUGGAGCAGGUCAACCCAAGCGGUGCGCAAACCAAUGGCAGUUCUAGCCAUGUCGAAAUCACGCAACUCGCUCUGGAGAUACUGGCCUCAAUCGGGACUGACUUCCAAGAUACCCUUGUCAAGGGCAACAAAGCACCCCUCGAUGCCGCAAAGGCCGACGAGGAAUGGAACGGCUUCGAGGACGCGGACGCGGACGCGAUGGAUGUGGACCAAGGUUCGGAUGCUGGGCUGGGGGAGGAUGAAGACGAGGCAGAAGAGAGCGAGGAUGAAGAGCAAGACGGAGACGACGACUCAAUCGACUCGGAAAUGGAAGCCGAUAUGAACCGCGUCGUCGGUGAAGAGGGUUCAGGGGCAGCCGAUCUCAGCGACCUCCCGACGCUUAGGGAACUCAUCCAGAGAGCCGUCCCUCAGCUCAUACGUCUAUCCAACAUAACCGUCGGUAGCGAAGAAGCUCUCGCUAUCCAGUCGCGCGCCCUAUCCGCUCUGAACAACAUUGCUUGGACCAUAUCCUGCCUCGAGUUCGCCGACGGUGAGAACGCCCACAUCUUCAACGCCUGGUCCCCGACAGCCAAGAAGAUCUGGCGCAAAACCAUAGCACCUAUCCUUGAAGCCGACAAUGCCGACCUCAAACUUGCCACUCAGAUCACCAGCCUCGCGUGGGCCGUGGCGCGCACUCUGAAUGGUGAGACUCCGGCAGAUGGAGGCCAGCAUCGGAAAUUCAUCUCUCUUUACCAUGCCUCCAAGAACCAGGCAAAACAACAACAACAACAGCAGCAGCAGCAGCAGCAGCAGCAGCAACAGCAACAACAACAACAACCUGGAGCUCGUCAGGAAGAUGCUGGCGAAGCGCAAGAAGACCCCUUCCAGGGCCUCGGUGUCAAGUGCAUCGGCGUGCUGGGUUCGCUGGCUCGCGAUCCGGCCCCGAUCGAGGUCAACCGCGAAGUCGGCGUCUUCCUCAUGACGAUCCUCAGCAGCAGUGAGACCGCGCCGCCUGCCGACGUGGUCGAGGCGCUCAACCAACUUUUUGACCUUUACGGCGAUGAGGAGGCGCCGUGCGACGCGGAAGUGUUCUGGAAGGACGGGUUUCUAAAGCAUCUCGAAGAGUUCGUGCCCAAGAUGAGGGCGCUGGCCAAGGGGGUGGACAAGAGGACGCAGGCAGAGCUCAGAACGCGGGCGGACGAGGCGCUCCUGAAUCUGGGGAGGUUCGUUCAGUACAAAAAGAAGCACGCGCCAAAGUAAAUAAGUGUUGGAAGUUGAGAGUUCGGGUUUUAAGGGCUCUAGGUGUCACACCCGUUGAGCUGAUGUCAUGCCACCACUGAUGCUGUUACGAGAGAAAAAUAAAAAGUCAACAAGGGUAACUGUUACUGUUAACGAUGAAGUGGCGUUACGGACCGUUGGGUAUGAGCAAUCUCGCAAUAAUUUCUAACCUUACUCC